Messenger RNA from Acyrthosiphon pisum (pea aphid), 2271 nucleotides. RefSeq names its product zinc finger MYM-type protein 1-like. The coding region runs from base 1 to 2271 and encodes 756 amino acids. Gene Ontology annotation, molecular function: protein dimerization activity. The transcript is spliced from 5 exons. The record is from RefSeq and is a predicted model, not a curated record. Lineage: Eukaryota; Metazoa; Arthropoda; Insecta; Hemiptera; Aphididae.
AUGGUUAAUGCUUGCUGCUUGUCUAUAGAUUAUAGUUCACAAGAUCAACAUUCAGCAAUCGAUAAUGUUAAUUUGGAUCCUUUAGAUAUUGGGCAUUUUAUAAACAAAUCUCCUACAAUAUCUAAUGAAAAUAAAUAUAAUUUAAUAAAAAACCCUUGGAUUCCAUCAGAAAACUUUAAAUUUCCAUUAGUUGUUCAGGGAAAUAAAAAUAGGAAAUUCCAAAGAGAUUGGUUGAACAAAUUUCUAUGGCUCAGCUAUAGUGCUAAAGACUGUGGUGCAUAUUUUCGGUUAUGUGUUUUGUUUGGUAGAGAUGUUGGCGGAUUAGGUGAUCAAAAACUUGGCGUUCUUACAUUACAACCUUUAUCAAAAUAUAAAAAUGCUGUUGCUGAUUUUAAAAAACAUUCAACCUUGAAUUAUCAUGCAUUAGCUAUAGUAAAGUCGGAUCAUUUUUGUGCAACUUAUGAAGGGAAUGAUAUAAGUGUAGAUGUUCAAUUAGAUUCAAAUUUAAGAAAACAAAUAGCAAUAAAUAGGAAAAAAAUCCUACCAAUUGUAAAAACUAUUUUGUUUUGUAGAAAACAAAAUAUAGCACUUCGUGGACAUAGACAUGAAACAGGAAAUAUUUUUAACCAAAAUUCAAAUUUAAUUGAAAACGAUGGUAAUUUUCGGGCUUUAUUACGUUUUCGCAUUGAAUCAGGUGAUUCAGAUUUAAGUGACCAUUUGCAAAAUUCCAACAAAAAUGCUACGUUUAUUAGUGCAGUAACUCAAAAUGAUAUAAUACAAUCAGAUGAAACUACUGAUACUAGCCAUGUAGAACAGUUGUCAAUCAGUAUACGAUUUGUAGAUUUUGACUCAAAAACAAUUCGAGAGGAUUUUAUUAAAUUUCUGAAAGUCGUUGAUUUAAGCGGAGAAGCACUAGGAAAAACUAUUUCUGAAUUAUUAGAACAGAUAGGAUUAAGUUUAACAAAUUUAAGAGGACAGGGCUACGAUGGUGCUGCCAACAUGUCUGGCAAAUUUAAAGGCACUCAAGCUUAUAUUUCAAAACAUCAACCUCUAGCUACAUAUGUGCAUUGCUUAAAUUUAGUUUUAGUUAAGGCAUGUCCAGUUCAACCUGUGCGAAAUACAAUUGGAAUUGAUGAAGAAGUUAUAAACUUCAUAAGAGAUUCUCCAAAAAUACUUGAAAUUUUUAAAAGUGAAAAUAAAAAACACUGUCCAAAUCUUAAUUCAGGUAUAUUAAUAAAGCUAUGUGCGACUAGAUGGGUUGAACAUCAUGAAGCUUUUAUAAGAUUUAAUCAAAUGCUUCCUGCUAUUAUAUCAUUUUUAGAAUAUAUGAUUGAAAGUUUUGACGGACAAACUUUGACAAAAGUUAAUGGAUUAUACAACUCAAUAUUAAGAUUUGAUUUUUUAUUGACAUUACAAAUUAUAAUAAACACCAUGAAUAUUACACUACCUUUAUCGAGGAAACUUCAGACUCCAACUUUUGAUAUAUCUGAGGCACAAACUUUAAUACAAUCUGCUCUAACUGUUUUGAAAAAUCAACGUAACGAAAAUGACUUUAAAGAUAUUUUUAAAAAAUCUGAAGAUUUGGCUAAUAGAUUUAACAUUGAAGUCAAGAUAUCACGAAUAGCAAAUAAACAGCGUAACCGCUUAAAUAUUUCAUCAGAAUCAAACACACCUGAAAAUGCAGCAUUAUUGUAUACAACUGAUUUACCAGGAACUUUCGAAGAAUUAGAAGGAGAAUUGAAAACCUGGAAAGCAAUAUGGAAAGAAAAACCAGUAGAUGAACUUCCAUCCACUGCAAUGGAAACAAUAUUUUUACCACUCAUGAAUUAUUAUCCAAACAUUAAAAGGCUUUUAAUACUAUUUGCAACUAUUCCUGUAACAACAUGCACAUCUGAAAGGUCAUUCUCUUCACUUAAGAGAAUUAAAACUUACUUAAGAUCAACUAUGGGAGAAAAUCGAUUAAACGGAUUAGCAUUGCUCAAUAUACACCCUGAAAUAAUUAUAAAACCUGAAGAAGUAGUUAAUACAUAUGCUAAUAAACACCCCAGACGAAAAAAUAUUGAAGGAUUAGUCAAAGAUUUGCUUGACUCACCUUAUGGUUCAGAAAAAGAAGAAAGUUUAAAUGCCAGCAACGCUGAAGAAGAUUUGUUAAACACUACCUAUGACGUAAAUGUGCAAGAGUCAGAUACUGUUGAGGAAGAGUCAUUUGUGAGAAAGAGAAAAAAAACGUGUAAAACCACACGAUUGGAACAAAAAUGUUCAACAAAUUAA